Brugia malayi is the source of this 921-nucleotide messenger RNA. RefSeq names its product transcriptional regulator, Sir2 family protein (gene Bma-sir-2.4.2). Gene Ontology annotation, molecular function: NAD+ binding. The transcript has 6 exons. Bases 1 to 921 code for a protein of 306 amino acids. The record is from RefSeq and is a predicted model, not a curated record. Lineage: Eukaryota; Metazoa; Nematoda; Chromadorea; Rhabditida; Onchocercidae.
AUGGCUAUGAGCUAUGCGAAAGCUUUGUCGCCGUACGACAAUAAGGGUGUUCUAGGAUUGCCUGAGAUUAUCGAUGAUCAUAAUGAACUGAAACGAAAAGUGGGCAAGCUUGCAGAGUUACUAUUGGCAAGUCGUUGUUGUGUGCUACAUACAGGAGCUGGUAUCAGUACUACAGCAGGUAUACCAGAUUUCCGCGGUCCUAAAGGAUUGUGGACUUUGGAAGCUCGGAACGAACCAGUUGAUGAUGGAGUUAGUUUUGUUGAAGCUUCUCCAACUUAUACUCAUUACGGAAUUAACGCACUGGAAAGCAGAAAUAUCGUCAAAUUUGUUAUUACCCAGAAUGUAGAUGGUUUGCACAUUCGUUCAGGAUAUCCGUUGAAUCGUAUCGCUGAACUUCAUGGAAAUGUAUUCCUGGAAAAAUGUUCCAGAUGUAGCAGAAGAUAUUAUCGGACUACGCCAACUGGAAGCAUCGGUUUAAAACCUACCGGGAAACGAUGUGAAGGUACAAAUAGCGGGCGGCCUUGUCGUGGAAUGCUGCAUGACGUUUGUUUGGACUGGGAAGAUCCAUUACCACAAGAAGAUCUUUAUGCAGCUAAUGAAUUCGCAAGAAAUGCCGAUCUCAGCAUUUGCAUGGGUACAACACUCCAAAUAACUCCUGCUGGUGAUCUACCACUUCUAGCCAAGAAAAAUGGUGGUAAAAUGGUCAUCAUUAAUCUUUCAAAAACAAAACAUGAUGAGAAAGCCGAUCUCAUAAUUAAUGCUCGUGUGGAUGAUGUGAUGCGAAUGUUGUUGACCACAAUGGAUAUUGGUGUUGUGCAGAAAUUUAAUACUAAUUUUGUUGUACCUCUUUCUAUCCAUCCGCUGGAGAGGUUCAGAAAAAACAGAAAGCGACGGAAACUGAAGAAGGAGAAGGAGGAAUGA